This is a messenger RNA of Osmerus eperlanus (European smelt), 1963 nucleotides long. Its product is annotated as myocilin-like. The transcript has 3 exons. Gene Ontology annotation, biological process: signal transduction; osteoblast differentiation. Bases 225 to 1574 code for a protein of 449 amino acids. The record is from RefSeq and is a predicted model, not a curated record. Gene Ontology annotation, cellular component: Golgi apparatus. NCBI's taxonomy places the organism in Eukaryota, Metazoa, Chordata, Actinopteri, Osmeriformes, Osmeridae.
CUGACCAGAGAGACCCAGGAAAGGGGAGAGCUAGACUAACUAAACAAAUAAACAAAAAGGAUGAAUUCAAAACAAUAAAUAGGAUAUAGCUCAGUAGUAGUAGUAGAAGAAUAAUCCACCCCAGGGUUAGGUGUGUCCCAGCAUAGAGAGAAGAGGAAGAAGGCAGAAGAGAAAGAACUCAGCAAUCCAGAAAACCACCCAGAGAGAGAACUACUUCAGCCGGAAUGUGGCUUCUGGUAGCCAUGUGUCUGACCUGCCUGAUGCUGUGCAGUCAGGGGCAGGAUCGAGCCUCCCUGCAACGCUCCAGCGACAACGACGGCCGCUGCCAGUAUACCUUCACAGUGGACAGUCCAGCAGAGGCCAGCUGCCCCGGGGUUCAUGGGGGCCCAGAGCUGGAGGGCAUCAGGUCCCGCCUCACCCUACUGGAGGCCCUGGUGAGCAGGCUGGUGGGAGGAGAGAGAGCCGAGGCUGAGGGGGGGCUCCAGGAGUCCUGCUCCCCGGGGGAGAAGAACCAGCUCCUGCAGGACAAGGAGCAGCUGGACAGGCAGGUGCAGGAGCUCCAGAGGAGGGUGGACGAGAUGAGCCUGGAGGCUGAGACCCUCAGACAGAGACCCUGCCACCAGCCACAGGCCCCUGGUGGCCCUCUGCAAGAACUCAACCAGAGAACAGACAGUGCCUCCGACAACGGUUCCUAUCAGGAGAUGAAGGCUGAGGUGACCGAGGUCCCAGCAUCCCGUCUGAUUCCAGAAUCAGCUCAGAACUUCACAGGCUGUGGAGAUUUGGUCUCGGUGGGAGAGCCUGUGCUGCACAGAAAGGCUGACGGCAUCACAGGGAAGUACGGGGUGUGGCUGCAAGACCCCGAGGCCCUGGUCCCUCCUUACACUAACAAGACCGUAUGGCGCAUAGAUACCGUAGGCAAGGACGUGCGGCAGCUGUUCGCCUACGAGGACAAGGAACAAUUUGCCCGUGGAUUCCCCAUGAAGGUGCUGGUCCUACCGGAGCCCGUGGAGAGCACAGGGGCCACCCUGUACCGAGGCUCCUUUUACUACCAGCGCCGACGCAGCCGCACACUCCUCCGCUACGACCUGGCCUCCGAGAGCCUGGCGGCCCGCCUGGACCUGCCCCACGCUGGCUUCCAUGGCCAGCACCCCUACUCCUGGGGGGGCUACACCGACAUCGACCUGGCCGUGGACGAGCAGGGCCUGUGGGCCAUCUACAGCACCAGCAAGGCCAAGGGAGCCAUCGUGCUGUCCAGGCUGGACCCCGACAGCCUGGAGGUGAGGAAGACCUGGGAGACCAACAUCCGGAAGAACACGGUGGCCAACGCCUUCAUGGUGUGUGGCCGUCUGUAUACGGUGGCUAGCUACACGGCGCUCAACACCACCAUCAACCACGUCUUCGACACAGCCACUGGGGAAGGUCGAGCCAUCGCCGUGCCCUUCCGGAACCGCUACCGCUACAAUAGCAUGGUGGACUACAACCACGCCCAGAGGAAGCUGUACGCAUGGGACAACUUCCACAUGAUCACCUAUGACGUGAGGCUGGGUAGAGCCAGCAGCACCAGUGCAGUCUAGAGAACAGAGGUGGUACAGCAACAUGUGUGGACUGUAGAAGAUUACAUUUGUAUGUCUGUGAGAGCAUUACACUGAGGCCUGUUUGUUUUUAACUUUCACUAGAAUAUAUUUUUUCUACUUCACUGUAAAUAAGAUGAUGGUAAAGAAUUUCAUCCCUGCCUCAUACAGCAGCUACCCAUGAGGCCGUGCUUGGUUUUAGAAAGAACUCCCCCUGGUUUUACUCUUUAUUUAAAUUUAAGAUUUAUUGUCGAUUUCCACUUUCUUUGUUUAACCAAUUGUCAUCUGUUAUGUUAUUGUUCACAAGUAACCAUUAUAUCAACUGAGCUUUCAAUAAAAGCUAUUAAAGGACAACAAAGUGGCCAUGAUUGUGUGUAUAAUUGAAUGACUUU